Molecule: messenger RNA, 1428 nt
Organism: Tauraco erythrolophus (red-crested turaco)
Lineage: Eukaryota; Metazoa; Chordata; Aves; Musophagiformes; Musophagidae
Source: RefSeq, a predicted model, not a curated record
AGACUCUACAGCGGUGGGUAAUUCACUGGUCCAUAAGCGGUCUCCUUUACGUCGAAGCCAUAAGACCUCAGCAUCUCUGACCAAGCUGUCAUUACGUGAUGGACAGCAAGCCAAAAAGCCACUGUGUAAAUUUGAAGAAGGUCAGGAUGUCCUAGCUAGAUGGUCAGAUGGCUUGUUUUAUCUUGGAACUAUCAAAAAGAUAAACAAACUGAAACAGAACUGCUUCAUUAUAUUUGAAGACAGUUCCAAAUCCUGGGUUCUCUGGAAGGACAUACAAACAGGAGCCACUGAAAGUGGGGAAAUGGUCUGUACAAUAUGUCAGGAAGAGUAUUCAGAAGCACCGAAUGAAAUGGUUAUAUGUGAUAAAUGUGGGCAAGGUUACCAUCAGCUGUGUCACACACCAAAUAUUGAUUCCAGCGUGAUUGAUUCAGAUGAUAAAUGGCUCUGUCGACAGUGUGUUUUUGCAACAACAACAAAGAGGGGUGGUGCGCUUAAGAAAGGACCAAAUGCCAAAGCACUGCAAGUCAUGAAACAAACAUUACCAUAUAAUGCAACAGACCUUGAAUGGGAUGCAGGUCAUAAAACCAAUGUCCAGCAGUGUUACUGCUACUGUGGAGGACCUGGAGACUGGUAUCUAAAGAUGUUGCAGUGCUGCAAAUGUAAGCAGUGGUUUCAUGAGGCUUGCGUGCAGUGCCUCCAGAAGCCAAUGCUUUUUGGUGACAGGUUUUAUACGUUCAUUUGCUCAGUUUGCAGUUCUGGACCUGAAUACCUCAAACGUUUACCCUUGAGAUGGGUAGAUAUAGCACAUCUAUGCCUUUACAACCUAAGUGUUAUUCAUAAGAAGAAAUACUUUGAUUCGGAGCUUGAACUUAUGGCCUACAUUAAUGAAAACUGGGAUAGAUUGCAUCCUGGUGAGCUGGCAGAUACACCAAAAUCUGAAAGAUAUGAGCAUGUACUGGAGGCAUUAAAUGAUUACAAGACCAUGUUUAUGUCUGGAAAAGAGAUAAAGAAAAAGAAGCAUUUGUUUGGCUUGAGAAUUCGUGUUCCUCCUGUACCACCAAAUGCUGCUUUGAAGGCUGAGAAAGAACCAGAAGGAACUUCUCAUGAGUUCAAAAUUAAAGGCAGAAAAUCAUCUAAACCAAUCCCUGAUGUAAGGGAAUUAAGUAAUGGUAUAGAGAGAAAGGGGAAAAAAAAAUCUGUAGGUCGUCCACCUGGUCCUUAUACAAGAAAAAUGAUUCACAAAACUCCAGAGUCGUCUCCUCUGGAUAAUGAACCAGUUCCAGCGAUAGAGAACCCAGCCUUGGAAUUACCCUGCACUGUUGGGAGAUCUGAUGGAACUGCACAUUCAUCCAAUACCUCAGAUGUGGAAUCCACAGGUGCUGCCAGUAUGAAAGAAACUACCUCAUCUAGCAUUUCCAGACAUUAUAG